This is a messenger RNA of Beauveria bassiana ARSEF 2860, 573 nucleotides long. RefSeq lists its product as uncharacterized. The record is from RefSeq and is a predicted model, not a curated record. Bases 1 to 573 code for a protein of 190 amino acids. The transcript is spliced from 2 exons. NCBI's taxonomy places the organism in Eukaryota, Fungi, Ascomycota, Sordariomycetes, Hypocreales, Cordycipitaceae.
AUGGGCUCGGCUUCAUCCAAGGCGGCCCGCGGCGCAUCGCGCAAGUUUCCAGCCCGCAGCGCAGAAUCCGCCGCGUCUCAAACGACGAGAGCGCCGCGCGCGUCACAGCCCCGCGAGGCCGACCUCUCCAAAGACCAGGAAAUGACUGACCACGCCGCCGAUCCCGAGUUUACGCCCGCCGGCUUCGCCAACCGCCUGCAGCAAAUGGGCAUCGUCGAUCCCAAUCCGACCUUUUCACCGUCGUCGCGCGCCGCCGGCGCCCACCACCUCGGCGGCCUGCCCUCGUCGGCCGCGGGGCCCAUAUUCCCGGCAUCCACGGCAAAUGUGACGCUGUCGGCGCUCGCGGCGCGCCAGCGCGUGCAGGAGCGCGCCGAGGCCGACAUGGAGCGCUUCCAGCAGGUGGGCAUGCGCGGCGCGGCGCGGCGCUACGUCGACAUGAGGACGCUGUCGGACGCGCUGCAGCUGCUGGAGAGGGGCGUGCCGCGCGAGGAGGUUGAGGCGAGGAUGGGCAUGCAGGAGGGGCUGCUGACGCGGCUGGGGAGAAAGGGCGUCUUGACGCAUUUGGUGAAUUGA